Larimichthys crocea (large yellow croaker) is the source of this 2403-nucleotide messenger RNA. It is a transcript of the gene cav3, whose product is annotated as caveolin 3. Gene Ontology annotation, cellular component: sarcolemma; focal adhesion; caveola. Bases 222 to 680 code for a protein of 152 amino acids. The record is from RefSeq and is a predicted model, not a curated record. The transcript is spliced from 2 exons. NCBI's taxonomy places the organism in Eukaryota, Metazoa, Chordata, Actinopteri, Sciaenidae. Gene Ontology annotation, molecular function: transmembrane transporter binding; molecular adaptor activity. Gene Ontology annotation, biological process: regulation of membrane potential; caveola assembly; cell differentiation.
UGUGUAUGUGUGUGUUUGUGUGUCUGGGUGUCUAUGUGUGUGUGUGUGUAGGGUGGGGGUCAGGCCUCCAUUUUUACCAGGACGUCUGCAGCAGCUGUCCACUGGCAUGCCAGAGGGAGCGUCACAGUGGAGAUACAGGGGUUCAGAAGUGAACUGAGGCGUUUGAUCCAGGAAGGUUUACUCUCACUGUCUUUGGCCCAUCCAGGACCUGCAAGCCCACCAUGGCGGAUCAGUACCAGUACAACACCAAUGAGGAAAAGAUUGUGAAGGACAGCCACACAAAGGAGAUCGAUCUAAUUAACAGAGAUCCCAAGCAGAUCAAUGAGGACGUGGUGAAGGUGGAGUUUGAGGAUGUCAUUGCAGAGCCUGACGGUACACACAGCCUGGAUGGGGUGUGGAAGCUCAGCUACACCACCUUCACUGUGUCAAAGUACUGGUGCUACCGCAUCUUGUCUGCUGUCUUCGGUAUCCCCGUUGCUCUGCUCUGGGGCUUCCUGUUUGCAUGCAUCUCCUUCUGCCACAUCUGGGCUGUGGUUCCCUGUAUCAAGAGCUGUCUGAUUGAGUCCCAGUGCAUCAGCCGCAUCUACUCUCUCUGCAUCCAGACCUUCUGUGAUCCCUUCUUCGAAGCCCUGGGCAAGAUCUUCAGCAGCGUCCGUGUUGCAAUGCGCAAAGAAGUCUAGUACUCACACAAUCUUGUUUAUAGUAUGAUCGGAUGAAGUGUGGUAUCUAUUUUAUACACCAGAAGAUCAGUCCUGGCAUCUUACUUACUCCCUGACACUCCUCCUCCCUUCAUCACAUGCUGUCCCCCACCCUCCCACCCGCAAGUUCUCCGCUCUGAGUCCUGACAUGCCCGGUGUGCCUUUUUGCCACCAGAAGCUCUGUGACAGCUGCAGUAGGCAGCAUGGUUCUGUGACAGCUCUGGCACUCCUGGCGGACUCAGCGCGCCUCACUGAGAGGGAAGAGGGCUGCCUGCCAUAAUGAGGAUCUGUCUGCCCUCAUUUAUUUGUAUCACAAAAAGCACAAACAAUAGCUCCUCAGUCACAACAAAUGAAAUGAACACCCCAACCCCGCUGUACCUGUGGACAGUGCUGCCUGUAUGCAUUACGUUUGGCCAUUCUUAAAAAUCAUAUUGAUGCUGUUGCUGUGUGAUUUAUUGUAUAACUUUGUAUUGAUUGAAUUUCAGAAUAUGUAACCUUAUUAGAAAAGCUUUAACAAAAAGAAAGGAAUUUUCUCUACCUGAUUUUUUUUGUCUUUAUGUAUUCAGAAAUCAUAUUGUUAUGUAUUUCCCUCUUCUGCUGUGGUGACGCCACAGUGACGUUUAGGUUGUGACUUUCAGAUGUGAGAAUUAUUUUCGGAACCAACCACGUGGAAAAUCUUCCUUUUAUCAAAUUGUGAUGAGUAGAAUAUUAAACCUACUUUUGCAUAUUUCAGUGACGUACUGUAUGUGUAAGCAAGUAUGGACACAAAUACUGAUGCAGUAAAGUAAAAACAUCUCUAUGAGACCCAUUUGAAUGUUCCACACUGUUAUUAGAUUAUGUAGAAAGGUUUAAUAUCUUUGCUGCUAUCGUGCAAAAUAUAUACGGGCUGAAACUAAUUUAAAGACACUUUACAAUUGAUGAGAGUGCAAUAGGUUUAUUGCACCGCCGGUUCAGUGUUUGAUUGAAAGUAUAUUAUUUGUAUUGUUUCAAAUCAUUCUGAGAGGCUUGGGAAAUACAUUUUUAAGAUUCACCAAACAUCUUAACCGUGUUUCAGUGAUAUUUUCUUCACCUUCUGUCACAUCAGGUUGCUGUUAUGUAUCUUUCCUCUCUGUUUGAGAUCCAUUAUUGAUGAUUCAGUGACACCUGUCUUUGUUUAUAACCUCAACGUGUUUCUUCCUGUCUGAUUCCUUUAUCGUGUUAGAGUUUAUAUGAGCGGAAACGGCACACUGUGUCGGAUUAGGCAUAAUUCUGAUUAGUGAACUGCAUUAACCAGUGAACUUAAUGAGCAAGAGUGAUUCGUUUGUCAAAACUAUAGUGUCGGUGAACAUGCCUAAUACAUGAAUGCAUUACAUGCAACAAAUUCUCUGCAAAUACAGAUCUCGUGAGUUUAAUUUUGUAUUUAUUUAAUUUGAUUAAUUGAACUUGUAUAAUUACCGACAUACUGCCCUCCACACUUACUGACAUCUUUAACGGAUGGAAAAAUGACUCCCAGUUUCUGAACAUGAAAUUCAUAGCAAAGGUCUUUGAUGUGUUCUGUCUCUACUACUUGCCAAAUGUUGCCAUUAAAAGACUUCAAAGAAUUUCUCCAUAUGUAAUAUUCUCCACAGUUGUGCAGCUGCCUUAUAAAAGGUCACUUUAUCAAGUCUACAAGGGAAGUAAUUACUUGAAAACGUCAUUUUGGCACUUCAUUAACUAAUCCUGUGAC